CACCACCACCACCGGAUUGAUUGAUUUACCUACCUGCUUCAGUACGACCUGGAAGGCUGAGUUUUCUUGAUGCUGCCUGUACUUUCAUUUUUUUGAUGUCAAUCGAAGAACAGACCAUGCCAAUAAUUUGACUCUGUUAUGCCCUGUUUUCAAUCUCUGGAAAGGAGGGAAGUUUUACAUAGCUAAGGAAUUGAGGUGAAAUUGCUUGGAGUUUUCGUUAGGGUCAACCAGCUCUAGUGCUAAUGCAUGUUUUGGAUGUUUAAUGCAUUAUACAUGUGGUCCCUCAUCCUAAUAUGAACAACUUAAUAGAAUUCUCCCCAAAUUGCCUAAGUCGUCAAUAGGUUAGUCACCAAUUAAUACCAUACCAAAAAGAUUGAAGGAAACAACUGAUUUCAACUUAGUUGAGAAGAAUCAACCAAAAAGCAGAAGGAUGGACCAACCACAACCACCACCAAAUACUGAGAUUUUGGAUGCCCCCCUUCACACACUUGGCUUUGAACUUGAUGAACUUUCUGCCCACAAAGUUUCAGGCCACCUUGUUAUCACUUCAAAGUGCUGUCAGCCGUUCGGAGUGCUGCAUGGAGGAGUGUCAGCACUUAUAGCCGAGGCUUUGGCAAGCAUAGGAGCUCACAUCGCCUCAGGUUUCCACAGGGUAGCCGGUAUACAUCUCAGCAUCAAUCAUCUAAAAAGUGCACAGGAAGGUGACUUUAUCGUUGCUGAGGCUACACCGGUCAACAUUGGCAAAUCCAUUCAGUUGUGGGAGGUGCAACUCUCCAAAUGUGAUCCCUCAAAGCCUGAGAUCAAAAUGCUGAUUUCGUCAUCAAGAGUCACUGUUCUUUGUAACUUGCCUGUGCCGGAAUCUGCCAGAGAUGCUGCUCAGAACCUCAAAAUAUAUGCAAAAUUGUAGCUACAUUUGGGUCUUCUGCUGUAUUCAACUGUCAACUCUGAGUGGAAUAGCUGUCUCUGGUGAAGAAUAAUUCUGUUGUAUUCUUAAAAGAAAGUAAAUCGAUUCGAACGGCCUACCGAUGCAGCCAUAAAAGCCAUUACAUGAUCUUGCUUUUGAGAAAAAUAAAUCACAUUUAAGGAAUUGCAGAGGGCCACAGACGAUGCAUCAAUUACCGAAUUAUUGGCUGCCUAAUGUAGAUGAAUUAGACAAGCAUUUUGAUUACUAUUUGAAUAUAGUGAAUGUAAACUGUUGUCGUUUUUUAUUAGAAUGCUGU
Molecule: messenger RNA, 1220 nt
Organism: Sesamum indicum (sesame)
Lineage: Eukaryota; Viridiplantae; Streptophyta; Magnoliopsida; Lamiales; Pedaliaceae
Product: 1,4-dihydroxy-2-naphthoyl-CoA thioesterase 1
Biological process (GO): phylloquinone biosynthetic process
Cellular component (GO): peroxisome
Molecular function (GO): 1,4-dihydroxy-2-naphthoyl-CoA thioesterase activity
Source: RefSeq, a predicted model, not a curated record